Molecule: messenger RNA, 1909 nt
Organism: Solanum tuberosum (potato)
Lineage: Eukaryota; Viridiplantae; Streptophyta; Magnoliopsida; Solanales; Solanaceae
Product: protoporphyrinogen oxidase, mitochondrial
Exons: 19
Coding region: 70-1593 (507 amino acids)
Biological process (GO): porphyrin-containing compound biosynthetic process
Cellular component (GO): chloroplast; chloroplast thylakoid
Molecular function (GO): protoporphyrinogen oxidase activity, oxygen as acceptor
Source: RefSeq, a predicted model, not a curated record
UCUUAUAAGGUAUUUGACUUGUCUUGGCUGGGAAUUUCACUUUUCCCCAAAUUUUGCACUUUUCCCCAGAUGGUUCCGAUGGCUCCAUCUGCCGGAGAAGAUAAACAAAAUUGUCCCAAGAGAGUUGCAGUCAUUGGUGCUGGCGUCAGUGGACUUGCUGCAGCAUACAAGUUGAAAAUUCAUGGCUUGGAUGUCACAGUAUUCGAAGCAGAAGGGAGAGCUGGAGGGAAGUUACGAAGCCUGAGUCAAGAUGGCCUAAUAUGGGAUGAAGGCGCAAAUACUAUGACUGAAAGUGAAGGUGAUGUCACAUUUUUGCUUGAUUCGCUUGGACUCCGAGAAAAACAACAAUUUCCACUUUCACAGAACAAGCGCUACAUUGCCAGAAAUGGUACUCCUACUCUGAUACCUUCAAAUCCAAUUGACCUGAUCAAAAGCAAUUUUCUUUCCACUGGAUCAAAGCUUCAGAUGCUUUUCGAGCCACUUUUGUGGAAGAAUAAAAAGCUUACAAAGGUGGCUGACGAACACGAAAGUGUCAGUGGAUUCUUCCAGCGUCAUUUUGGAAAGGAGGUUGUUGACUAUCUAAUUGAUCCUUUUGUUGCUGGAACAUGUGGUGGUGAUCCUGACUCGCUUUCAAUGCACCUUUCGUUUCCAGAGUUGUGGAAUUUAGAGAAAAGGUUUGGCUCAGUCAUAGUUGGGGCAAUUCGAUCCAAGUUAUCACCUAUAAAGGAAAAGAAACAAGGACCACCCAAAACUUCAGUAAAUAAGAAGCGCCAGCGGGGGUCCUUUUCAUUUUUGGGCGGAAUGCAAACACUUACUGACGCAAUAUGCAAUGAUCUCAAAGAAGAUGAACUUAGGCUAAACUCUAGAGUUCUGGAAUUAUCUUGUAGCUGUAGUGGGGACUCUGCGACAGAUAGCUGGUCAAUUUUUUCUGCCUCACCACACAAGCGGCAAGCAGAAGAAGAAUCAUUUGAUGCUGUAAUUAUGACGGCCCCUCUCUGUGACGUUAAGGGUAUGAAGAUUGCUAAGAGAGGAAAUCCAUUUCUGCUCAACUUUAUUCCUGAGGUUGAUUAUGUACCACUAUCUGUUGUUAUAACCACAUUUAAGAAGGAGAGUGUAAAGCAUCCUCUUGAGGGUUUUGGAGUGCUUGUACCUUCCGAGGAGCAAAAACAUGGUCUGAAGACAUUAGGCACCCUCUUCUCUUCUAUGAUGUUUCCAGAUCGUGCACCCAACAAUGUCUAUCUCUAUACUACAUUUGUUGGUGGAAGCCGAAAUAGAGAACUCGCGAAAGCCUCGAGGACUGAGCUGAAAGAGAUAGUAACUUCUGACCUUAAGCAGUUGUUGGGUGCUGAGGGAGAGCCAACAUAUGUGAAUCAUGUAUGCUGGAGUAAAGCAUUUCCGUUGUAUGGGCAUAACUAUGAUUCAGUCCUCGAUGCAAUUGACAAAAUGGAGAAAAAUCUUCCUGGAUUAUUCUAUGCAGGUAACCACAAGGGAGGAUUGUCAGUUGGCAAAGCACUAUCUUCUGGAUGUAAUGCAGCAGAUCUUGUUAUAUCAUAUCUUGAAGCCGUUUCAACGGACACCAAAAACCAUAGCUGAAAUCUAUUCUCUCAUGCAGCUUGCCGUUCUUUGUUCCACAAAAUCGUUUAACUUCAUGACGAGGAGCAACUUUAACGUGCAGCCAAUGACGCAGCUCAAGCACGAAACUGUCUUUCAAAGAGGAGUUGCAUUACUGGAAAAUGAAGUGUUCACAUGUUUAAUUUACACACCUGUUAUGGUAGCUGUUAGUGUUACUAAUAGAUGUUGGUGAUUUUUUAGCAGAUUUUCUUUCGUUGCUUUUACAUCAUACUCAAGGUAAUUAACCAGUCACUUUCCCUUUAAAUGUGUGUCCAAUAAGAGCAAUAGUUUCUUUCUU